UCUCAGGAAGGAUUUGCCCUAAAUAUAGACAAGCAAAGAAAUCCCCUGGGUAACAGAGUUCCUUUGUGGUGGUAACAGUACUAUUCUUGUGGGUUGUUUGGCUUGUUCUCCUACAAUAUAUUCUAGUUAAAAAAAAAAAAAAAAUAGCAUAUUCUCACCCCAAAACCUCAAAACCCCUACUUCCUCAAUGUGUUGCUUAGAUGCAUAAUCUCAGAAAGUACCAGAGUGCUGCUCUUCUAUUAUUUGCUAUAAGUUUGUGAGCUCUUCAGAGUGGGUACAUAAGGCUCAAGUCGCUACUUAGUUGAGUUGCACUGGAGAAAAGGAACCCAGCGCUGCAUGGAUGUGUUUCUCUUUGUUCACUCAUUCUAAGAGAUGUAAUUGGGAGGACUCGAAAUCUGGAAGUUGACAGCACUUCCCAGAACCAAAUUUAGGCACACAGAAAAUGCAAUUGUCCAGCAUUCCACCGCAUCUGCACCAGCGUGAUGAGCAGCUGAGUCACAUACAGGUACUGCAUAGCCAUCCAGCCACAGCCAUAUAUGGGCUUGUGCUCCCAUUGCUUCUCCCAGGAAAUGUCUGUAGGCAUGUGGAGAUACAGCCCCCUCAGAGCAUCAUCUGACCUUAAUCCCCAUCCUUAAAGUGGUGAAGGAUCAACAAAUGCAACUUUGGUGGAAUUGAUUCCAGCCUUCUUCCUUUCCAGCCUAAUCUCUGGGCUCACCUCAGCACCUUUCCUUCUCUUCUCCUGCAUUGUGAAGAGCCAGAAUGGGAACAGAGCUCCUGCUUUGGACCUAUCUGCUGCAGGGAUGGGGUGGGAGACUGCUUAACAAUCUGGGAACUAUGCUAUUGGAAGAGGGAGACAAAGGAUCUCUCUCAAGGAGAAAGGAGAGAGAGAGAGGCAGAUGCACAGAAAUUGUCUUCCUUCAAUUUUCAAAACUCCAUUAGAUUCUCUCUGGCAUUUGCUAUGGCUCUAAUUUUAUUGCCCCAGGCACUUUCCCCUUUCCAUUCACCUUAGAAAAUCACCCUAGGUCCUCAAGCACCAGGGACAGCAUGCUUGGCCCAUGGAAGGAUAUGCUUUUUAUUGAGUUAUGCUUUGUACCACUAAGAAUUAUUUACAACCAGAGAUAAAUAUCCGUAAGAGGAAAUGUUUUUACAUAUUCAUUGGGUUCCAAAGUAUUAGCGGAUUCUAUACAAUAACAAAAAAAAAAUUUAACAGCCAACUACUUGUAAAAAUUGCAUGAAAUGUGAGUUUUAAAAUUGCCAAGACUCUUGAUUUUGUAACAGUCAGGAGGGAAGUGACGAGCAUCACAUCUUGCAACACUUCCGAUAAUAUGAGUGUUCCCUAAAAUGUAAGAGACAAGGAGGCAGCCCUAUUUGUAGCUGUAUAACCAUUGCAAUUGCGAGUCUUUCCAUCUUCUCUGAGUCUCAAGACUAUGAUACAAAGAUAAAUGAGACAAAGAAGUUUUGAAAUACAAGGAAGAAAAGAUGCUUGCUUGUCUUGGACUCAUCUUCAUGACACAGUGGAUGCUGCUGGUUGCCCAGAUGUAUGAUGAUUGGCAGUGCACAAACUGGGAGAUGUCAGAUUCACCCAUCCAAAAUUUGAUGCUGAAUUGGUGGAAAACAGAACUGAGUUGGAUCAGCACCAUGAAUUUCACUAAGUACAAAUGUUCUAUGACAGUAUAUAAUAAUAAUGUCAAAAUACAGGAAAAGAACACAAACUGCAUCUUUGGAAGAAAUCUAGCACUUCCUCUGCACAACGGGGCAAACUUUUCAGUUACAGCAGAGAGCAUUAACAGUACAUACUCAGUCACAUGCAAGUAUAUUCCUCAAGGCAUCAAUGGGUCAGCCAUUGAGAACUUCUCCUGUGUGAUUUAUGACGUUUCCCUCAUGAACUGCACUUGGCAGGCAGGCAGGAAUGCUCCAGGAGAUACCCAAUAUUUUCUCUACUGGCGGAACUCGAUAGAUGAUGACGUAAUGGAAUGUGAGCUUUACAUUAAAGACGAAAAUGGUAGACAUGUGGGAUGUAGAUUCAAAAACGUGAAGAUAGAGAAAUCUUAUUUUUUGGUGAAUGGGUCUAGCAAAAACUCCCUGGUCCAGUUCUAUGACGCAAAUAUUGACCUAUAUACGAUUGAAAAACUCACACCUCCAUCAAAUGUCACUGUCAGUUGUGAUGAAAUUUCACAUUCUUGCACUAUUCAAUGGCAACAACCCCAAAUAAAUCACUCUAACAAAGACAGGUGUUUUAAAUAUGAAGUUGAAAUAACAUCCAAGGGUAACUCUGCAGAGUGGACCAAACGAAAUUAUACAAAAGAAAUUGUUACAAGCCACAUAGUUCAAAAUCCCAACAUGAGACAGAAGAACCUGGUGAAAAUAAGAGCAGCUGGCCGUAUGUGUAACGUAAACAACGACUGGGGGGAGUGGAGUGCAGCUGUUGAGUUUGGAAAUGAAGAAAUUUCUUCUUCAGUAUGGAUUUUACCUGUAGUGGCAGUUGCAACACUCUCAAUAGCUAUCUUUACAAUUUUCUUCUGCAAAAGGACUGGUUAUUGGAAAGCAGCAUUUCCACGAGUUCCAAAGCCAAAAAAUCCAUUUCAUGGACAGCCUGAUAUAAAUCCACAGAUGAUGGAGUGCAAAAUGCAGUCAGUGACAUCUGAAACUGAACAAAUUACAGUAGUUGCUGAAGUAGUAAAAUAGUAAAAACAAAUGAGGAACCUGAAAGUGUACUUUUAAUUCAGGCAAUUCAGCUCUGCAGAAAGUCAGGGACUAAAAUGCAUAAGUAGUGCAGCCAAGAGAUAAGAUGAUUUAUGUGUAAGUUUUUGAAAUGCCUGUGUAUUUUCUUUUAAUUUCAUCUUACUUUAGCUGUCUGGGUAAUUGUCCUUAUUGGGUAUCUUCUAUUCUGUGAGUAUGAUUUAAAUAUUUCAAGAAGUUUCAGGUACAUUUCAAUUUGUUAAAGAAAAAAAAUAUAUAUAUUUUUAUCAUAUUAAAAAUAGUAAGAGCCAGUAUACUGAGAAGGCAGGCCAGCUAUUUAGAGGGAUCUUGACACACUGAAGAAAUGGGUUGAUGGAAACCUCAUGAAGUUCAACAGGUGCAAAUGCAAAUACCUGUACCUGGGGCAAACUAAAUCCAUGUAUCCUAGUGAGUGGGUGACAGACAGGCUUGUAGACAGAGCUUUUUGGUCCUGAUGGACAGGGUAGACAAAAAUCACCAAUGCGUCCUUAUGUGUGGUCAGGUGACAGGAGAGCACAGACAAAGAUCCCCCCUUCAGUUAAAGCCUAAUUCCAUACAAAUCUCAUUCUGGAGUUAUAUCAGAAUAGUCUUGUCAUCUGACUCCCCAGUUUGGAUGGUUGGAAAGUAAGCCAUCCACCUGUUCCUACCUGAGGAUGUUACGCUGGAAGCUCACCAUGACUUCUAAGUUGAUGUUAAUAUUCAAACCAAAAAUAUUCAAUCAUUUCACCCCUUAACAGAAUUAGCCUUUGAGUACUUUCAUUCACAAUAAAAAGAACUUUAUCCUCUGA
Messenger RNA from Phasianus colchicus (ring-necked pheasant), 3506 nucleotides. RefSeq names its product granulocyte-macrophage colony-stimulating factor receptor subunit alpha-like. Gene Ontology annotation, molecular function: cytokine receptor activity; protein binding. The record is from RefSeq and is a predicted model, not a curated record. NCBI's taxonomy places the organism in Eukaryota, Metazoa, Chordata, Aves, Galliformes, Phasianidae. Gene Ontology annotation, biological process: cytokine-mediated signaling pathway. Gene Ontology annotation, cellular component: external side of plasma membrane; membrane.